GAAUUGGAUGCACCUGGGAAAGAGUCAGGACUGGGACACAGGGACAGUUUAAGAAGGAUGAGAGCGCAAGCCUGAGGAAGGCAGAAAUAGUUUGUAUUUUCAUGUGGGAUUUGCUGGGGUGGGGAGUCCUGCGAGCCCCGACCCCGAAGGAAGGGUGAACCUUGAGAGGCUGUAGUGUGAAUACAGGUACUCAGUGGGCCGAAGAUGAGGUUGUGAGAAAGGCAGGCUGAGGUAGGAAGAAGCUAUGUGGGGGUCCUGACUAGACAGACCUUGCCUGCUUGUUACUGGGUCCCUGGGCUGGAACCCAGAGGAAGGGGAUGGCCUGGGUCCCACUGAGGAAGGUAGUGGAAAGAUCUUGGAGACUAAUGGACUAAUAAUCUUGGAUCAAAGACUUGGUGUGAGGCUGUUGGACUCUGUUACCCCACAAGCAGUGGGACUAGAUGUGAGCUGGCUGGAGGGCUGAGUCACGAGAAGAGGGGGCGACUGGAGGGGCUAUUGGGAUGGGGUGCAAGAGAAGACCCUGCCGUGCCAUUCCUAGUCAUAGCCGAUCAGAGCUCUUAUACUUGUGAGGAGCUGCAUGUGGUUCAAGAGGCCAAUCCACCAGCAGUGGUGCUGAUGCCGUCAGGGACUAGAUGGGUGCCUGAGGUGGUGAGCCAUGCUGGGCAGGAGAACAAGACACCCCCAAGAAAUAAUCAGUAAGCACCGGAUGAACCUAUCCCACCAGGAUGCUGUGCCCCAAAGGAUCAAUCCAUCCAAAGAGUGUGACAUCAGCCUGGAGGUGUUUAGCAAAUCCACACCUGAACUCAAACAGAGCCGCAAGCUGGCACAGCAAGCACGGGACAGGAGAGCCCGCAAAGCUGACCUCAAAGACUCCAACGGGAGGGAGGCAGAAACAAUUACCUUUAUUUCUGGCACAGCAGAGGCUCCCCAGACCCAGAGCUUGUGCUGUCUUUCUUUGUCUCAGGCCUGGAAUGCCUCCAAGGCUGUUCUCUGCUGUAUAGUGGCCUGUGGGGGCUGCUUUAAGAAUUGCAGCAUUCACAUCCCCUGCAUGGGUCACACGGAGACUUCAAUUGAUGAUGGAAGAAACAGAGAGCAAAACGGACGUGUGCCUAGCAACAGCCCUGCCAACAUCUCCCCUGUUGAAAAGAAUGGGAACCAGAUCAAAAAGAACACCAUGGGGAGCAGCUUCAGCUACCCAGAUGUGAAACUGAAGGGGAUCCCUGUCUAUCCAAACCGGAGCCCUGGCAACCAUACAGAUGCAGAUUCGUGCUACAAAGAGCCCCUGCCAGAGAAGACCUUCAGAAACAGUAUAGAAAAGCCACCACUCCCCAGCAGCCACCGGAGCUCGGAGGAGUAUUACUCCUUCCAUGAGUCUGAUCUGGAUCUCAGUGAGUUGAGCAGCUCUAUGUCCAGCAAAGAGAUUGAUGUCUUGAUCUUCAAGAAACUGACAGAGCUCUUCAGUGUCCACCAGAUUGAUGAGCUGGCCAAGUGCACAUCAGACACCGUCUUUCUGGAGAAGACCAACAAAAUCUCAGACCUGAUUAAUAGCAUCACUCAGGACUACAACCUGGAUGAGCAGGAUGCUGAGUGCAGGCUAGUCCGAGGCAUUAUACGCAUCAGCACUCGGAAGAGCAGGGUCCGGCCCCCCAUUUCCAUUCCUGCCACCAAAAGCCACGAGGAGAAGAUGAGCAGAGGAAAUCCACCGGACAGUGGCAAUGAAACCAUGCUUGAGUCCCUAAUCUCCAGCCAAGACGAUUUGGCUGUGCAGAUAUCAGAGGAAACCACAGCAGAUGUGAUAGCCAGGAACAUGAGGCGGUUCAGCACUGCAGGGUCUCCAAUGAGCAGAGCUUCCUCCUAUCAGGACACAGAGACUGAUUCGUCUGGAGCACCACUGCUUCAGGUUUACUGUUAGAAUAAUGGACCAAGGCAGAGCUCUGUGGCGGGAGAGGUCGCUGGGCCUUACAGCAAACAGAGUUCCUCAUCUCUUUUCAUAUAAAACAUGCUAUGCCACUUUAUUUUCUUCAGUUCUCAUUUUCCCUUGUUAAAGUUCAACUUGCCCCUCAAUCUGUGGGGUGCAUUGGAUUAUUUUUCUGUGUGUGGGAUCAUAACAGAACCUUGAGGAAAUGGACCAUGAAUCUAGUGAACUUAUUCAGACAAUGGGACGUGAGUUCUUGGAACAGAAGAUGGACAAGGGGAUACUGACAAAGGGAAUAUGUUCUGCCUUUGUGGGAACUUGCAGUACUACUUCCACUCUUGGAAUGCAGUUUUAGUACCCAACCAGACAUCAGACAUCCAGCUGUUGCCCAGCUCCAAGAGUCAGCUGUACAGUUUUUGCCCUUCUGGCACUGUAGAUGUUAAUGUAUGUUGUGUAGCUUUGUUGAUGAUAGGAAUGUCUUUUCAUUUGUAGCAAUUCUGUUGAGGUGAACUCCAAGGCUGUAAGAACACCUGUUUAAGAUCCCAGAUGUCUACUUACCAUUGCUGGCCUUGAUUGUCCCAGAGGCUGAGUCCUCUAUGCACGGUAGCCAGACAAGCUUUCUUGACAAAGUGCCUUACACCUGUCCUGAAGGGACCACCUCAGAAAAGAGAGGAUAGUUCAGCCUCCAGGGUUCGUUUAAUCCUUGGCCUUUUUGUAGUGGGUGCCAACAAAGCAACCAAGCCAAUUAGUGCUAACUACAAUGUGGACAACUUGUUGAUGAGACUAACUGGACUGCGACCCAACUCUUGUCUCUCAGGUUAUCAUGCAACCAUUGAAUAACAACUUUAAAUCACUGCCGGUCUGGUGAGAACCACUGACAUGAGGUAUUAAGUAGACAAAGGUGUUGAUUUAUAACUCAUUUGCCAAUCAGCUUUUCCCUCACUCAUCUGCCAAGGCUUACAUAGCCCUGGGUGGUCAUGUUAACUGCUGGAGAAAGCCCUGACCUUGGGUCUUGGCAGGUAAGUGAAAGACAAGACUUUUUUAAAAAUUACAAAUCAGUCCUCCCUGUAACUCUGCCUGUGUGUUUGGGAUCUUAAAUGCUCCUUAAAAAUGCUCCCUGGAAAACUUUGCUGUUGCCUUUAAAGGGAGGGAGAAGGGAUUUGUGGGGGAACUCUCCAUGAAGUGUAUGUAGGGAACUGAUUAUUGCUGUGUAAAUGUGACUCUCACCCCCCUUUGCACAGGGGUGUUCAGUGUGCUCAGCCUCUUUCCUAGGAGCUGUGGCCACCCUAAAGGCACCAAACUGGGUGACCUUGAGGGCUGCAGCUUUUCAGAAGCCUGAGGGCUGCACCUCACUGGCAUCUCCACUGGCUCGUUUAUCAGAAAGUAAACACCCCCAGCCAUGAGACUCGUUUAUACACCUCAGUGCCUUAGCAGGGGAAUAGGAAAUGCUCGUUGGUGGAAUUAACCAGCAGUGAAACCGGUGUCCAUUGUUGCUAGAGCCAGACGCUGGCAAAGGUUGGCUCUGGCCCUGGUGUAGGCCGCACUUCUGUGCUUAAGCAAAGGAAAGGUGUCUUGAGCUUGUUGGUUGGGACUUUAGAGCCUGUGUUUGCCCCUAUGCUUUUCAAAGAUUUGGAGCUUUUCGUUCCUCACUUCACUAAGGAGGCUUAUACAGCUGCCGAUUGUGGACAGAACCCCCUUGAAACAUACCGUUCACCUGAGCCACAUUUAAGUCCCACUCAGACCUACUUGCUGUUCUUGUAAAUUACUUGCUUUUAAAAAAUACAGAUUCAAUCCUAUCACUUGAAACAUCAGAAACACUGGCUCAUGAAUCAGUGCUGACUCGGCAAUGAUAUUUAGGCUAAAUAACUGAUCCCACAUCACUUCGAAGCUUCUUCCACAUUUGUCUGUGUUUUCUUGUGGCGCUGUGUCCCACGUUUGGGCCUUUGACGGGCUCAGAGGGAUGGUCUGGCAAUGCGGGGGCCACUGAAGUUUUGGUGAGUUCGACUGUAUUUCCUUAGGCUUUGUUUUUUAAAGCAAUGAAAUGUAAAUUUGAAAAAGCCCUCCCGCUUGUUCAUGUGAGGACCUGACCCAAAGUGGUGGCCAGGACUCCUGGCAAACAGAGACUGACUGACUAAAUACGUAAUAUUUUACGUACUACAUUUGAUGGGCCUUGCUGCCUCUUGGCUUCUGAACUAGUUUGUAAAUAUGUAUUUGGAUAAGUUUGCUUUUUAAAAUGCACAUUUACGUGACAACGUAGCGUGGCGCCUACUGCUGGAAGAAACUGAUUCCAUAUAGCACCUUGAUGAGGCAGUUUCAGGAAGAGCUGCCAAUGGUUGCUGCCCAGAUGCAACAGCAGACUUUUACAACUGUUUAUACAGCCAGUUAUGCCAAUAGUGCCUGACAAUGUAUGUGGCUUAAAACUCCGAGUGAAAAAACCAGUGGGUGUUAGAGGUGUAAAACAAUCCCUGAAACUGGCAAACCUGUUGUAUGUUAUGUUGGACUCAGUCUUUCUCUGGUUUUGGUUUUUGUUUUUAAUUGCUCCCUAUUUAAUUAGGCUUUAAAUUUCAGCCUGAAGCAGAUUUUAAGCACAUCCUUUGCUGAAGGGUCUGGGAGAGAAGGGCGUGUGUAGUGCCCUGCAGCUGGCAGACAGCAGUGCUCCAGCUAGAAGUUUCUCUUGUGGUUGACCAUUGUGUUAAGUCUGUAUAUGUUUUUCCCCCAGUUGAUUUAAUGCAGCCUGGUGUCUGGGGAGCAAUGAGGGUCUGUAUAAAUAAAGUAGCCUCUUGGGAGCUGUCUGUGUGCAGGGAAUGUGUGGGGGGGAGUUAAUAAAGGGGAGACACUGUCAAUGACAAUUCUACAGAACUGAGGCCAAUCUUCUCUACAGUGUCUCUCUUCUCCCCCCCCCAUCUUGUACUCAUUUAAUCCAUCUGGAGGAACCACACCCUCAUGAAACGGGGGGGUGAGAGGGGGGUCAGAGCUUUUUUGUUCUCCUGACCCUCUGACUUGAAGGACCAGUUUUGCCUUUUCAAAGUCAGUUACUCAUCUAGCAGCUAGUUUGCAAAGUCCUGCUCCUGCACCUGCUGUCACUCUCCUUUUUUGGGGUGGGGAGGGGUUGGGAGGGAGAUGGUCAAUCAAAGGAACUCCCAUGUCUCUCUAGCUUUGUGAUUAGAUGAGGGAGUGUGGCUGCUUAUAGGGUAAUUACCUUGUCAUAAACUUUUUCAAAGGUAUGGGGGUGUGGUAAGAAUUGGUGCCAGACCCUUCUUUCUCAACUUUGCAAGGAACUUCCUAGUGACAGUGGGGCUCCACUGAGACCUGAUUGUUGGAUUGGAAGGUAGUUGGUUUGGGGAGAGGGAGAGAUUUAAAUCCCCCUUGUUGGGUCAGGGGUUGCUAGGAUCCUUUCAGUCUGAUCUGAGAUCUGGAGCUUUUUACAUCUAAGUUGCCAUUUGAAUGGUGCUGCAGGCAGUAAUGAUUGAAAACUCCUCACUGUUGCGUGGCUGGUGUGAAACAAGCUGUUUGGUGUCAAGCCAGUGAUUCCCAGCACAACCCCCCUGUUCCAUUUGGGAGCUAUGGCUCUCUGUCUAGAGAGGCAAAAGAUUGAGACCAAACUCCCUACUUGCUUCUGCAGUUAGGCCCUCCAUGUGGAGGUCCAGGGAAAGACGUUUGGACUGCAUUUACUGGCACGGUACCCCUGGGCUAAGUAGAGGACAUCAGACCGUAGAUCUGUCAAGCUGCCAUCUUCCACCAACACUAAAUAUCCAGUCAGACCCCUGCAGGGAGACAGCCUUCCUUUUUAGGGUUCUUUAUUUUCAUUUAAAAAAUAUAAAGGGAGGAAAAAACCCUUGUUCUAGGCUGGCAGUGGGUCUUGGCUGGAAGGGCUCUGCCAGGGAAGAACCUUUGCUUGUGAACAGAGCUGUUUGAUUGGUGAACCAGGGCAACAGGUAUAUAGAACUAAUACGGCCAGCUCCACUUAAGUGGCAGUAACUUAAGCUGCCUUUCAGCCAACUUUCUGAAUAGCUGCCUCAUCCGGGUCUGUUUCGAAGCAGCUUUGGAAGAGGGUCCGUCAGCUUGCAGCCAGAUAAUCACAGGGCAGCCCCCUCGCAAAAAGCCACUCUAGGAUGCGCCACUUACUCUUUUCCAGCUGCUUUAUGGGACCCAAGUAGGUUUCCCUUCUGUUUUGCCAGCUUCCUGUUUGGGGUUAGCUUAUUUUGCAUUAGUGGUGGGGAACGGCUGAUUACCACAGAAUUGCUCUGUUGUUUUGUACUAGUGAUCAGGCAUAUUUUUGAUAAACCAGGCCAUCCUAAAAGUUGUGACUCGGGUUAUUACUUAUUUGUACUCAGCCGUGAGUAGAGGCCUCACCCACAAUUGGGAGCCCAUCAAGUUACCCACUUUGUGCACACAUGGUGAAACAUGUCCCUGCCCCCAAAGAGCCAUGUAAUCAUACCAAGCUGGCCCUUGGUUCCGAACCCUCAUUAAUUGCUGUUCUCAGAAUAUUUCUAGGGAGUAACUAGGAUGUCUACUGCCACCUUAGACUGUUUAAAAUAAAGAUCUGACAAUGUAUCCAUCUCACUUCUUGGUUCCUUGUAGAAUAGCAGUGAAAGUGCUUUAAAUUCUCAUUCCCAAGCCUGUGUGUCACUUUAUUUUUUUGAACACUGCUGUGUUCUCCCCAUUCAUGCUUGGGUAUUGAAUGAAUUUGCAACAUCUUUUUGCUACUGGAAGAGUUGUCAUGUUUGUCAGUCCAGCAGUUUCUUAGGCUGUGUCUACACUACACAGCUUUUAGCAUAGCUGCUGUUUGUCGCCUUUUCUGCCAACAAAAAAACUUCCACCCCCAAUGAGCGGCAUUUGCCGGCAGCUCUCCUGCCGACAACACACAGUUCACACCGACACUUGUCGAGGCAAAACUGUUGUCUUUUAGGGUUGUUGUGUUUUUUUGUUUGUUUGUUUUUUAACACCUCUGAAAGACAAAAGUUUUGUCGUCCAAUUGUCAGUGUAGACCUAACCUUAGUUGCUGUAUCUGGAUCCACUCUGAGUGUCAAUAUUGGGCAUGGUACUGAAUGGGGCAAGUGAUCUUUUGGGAAGAAUAUGGUGACUAGGGAACUAGUGCCAAACACUAAAAGAGACCAAGAACUGAGCAACACAGGACAGGGAUUUUUAGGCAGACUGGUUUUAACAUACAUUUACCUCCAAUGUCUAAAUGAACAUCUGUGAGAGAGGAUUUCCCCCCUCCCACCUUUCAGCUGAGAGCUCACAAAACCUUCAACUUAUGGGUGUUUCCUUAAAAGAGAGUCUGAUUCAUGAUGAAUCUAAGUGUUAGUGCUAUCCCAUUGUCUCACACCUGUUAGUUACAUAAAUAUCUGUGGAUUUAACAGGAACCGGUCUUCAUGAUGAACAUGCAUGCAGCUAAAAUCAGCAGGACUGAGGUUAUGUUGGGAAACCACCUGUGAAUUUACUUCCUUUUGGGAGCUUGAGUCAGCAUCUUUAUUUCACUGUUGACGUCUUUGAUUUUUUUGGUUAAGUUUUUCAGUGAAAUAAAUAGCAAGUCUCCACUGAGCAUGUGUCUUAAUCACCAUUGGAAAAACCACCUAAUGGUGCUCUUCAGAGAUUUUAUGAUCUGUUACAUGACUACGCCCUUAGCAGAAAUCUAGGACCAUGCAGGUCAUUGACCUGAGCAACCAUGGUAGCACCUUCAUCCUGGCUGUUUCUCUGCAUACAUAUGAAUCUAGAACAUCCUUGUGCAAAAAUCAACUCUAAAUGCACAGGCCCCUGCUUUCAAACCCCUUGGCCGUGAUUCAGUUUUAUUUUGUUAAAGCUAGCAAAAAGCGAUUGAUCUUCCUAUGAAUAAACAGACUCUGGUUAGGGUUGGCAAUUUUGAUUGAAUGUAUACCUGGAGGUUUCAUCACAUGACUUCUUUAAUUCCUGGAAACUCUGGGACAAUCCUGGAGGGUUGGUAACCCUAACUCUGGUCUGUGUUUUUUAAUUACUGUUUGGAGCAUGCAAAGAAAAGCAAAUAAACACUGUUCCCCUCACCCACCCACCUCUU
This is a messenger RNA of Dermochelys coriacea (leatherback sea turtle), 7949 nucleotides long. RefSeq names its product keratinocyte differentiation factor 1 (gene KDF1). Gene Ontology annotation, cellular component: cell junction. Lineage: Eukaryota; Metazoa; Chordata; Testudines; Dermochelyidae. Bases 656 to 1912 code for a protein of 418 amino acids. The transcript has 5 exons. The record is from RefSeq and is a predicted model, not a curated record. Gene Ontology annotation, biological process: keratinocyte development; regulation of epidermal cell division.